AUGCUGUGCAGUGAGGAGACGAACUGGGACUGAGGUGGAAAAGUGGUUAGUUUUGUGUGUGAAUGACAACAAACAAACAAACAAACAAUCAAACAAACGCUGCUCAUAGCUUGACUUUGUGCUCGGACUGUAAACCUGUCUGUCUGCCUGUCUGUCUGUCUGUGACCGUGCACCUUCUCGCUCGCACCGGGGUGCAGAUGGAGAGUCUGGCCGGACGCUGCUCCUUUAAGACCUCGUGUGGUCAGCAGCUCCUCAUCCCGCUCUCCGUCUGCCAGCGUCUGUCAGUGCACGCGUUCAAACUUUGACUGGGGAAUAGAGAGGCAGCAGUGGAAGACGCUGCUGCAGCUGCAGCCGCCGGGAAACACUACACGGAGGAGCGGCGCGGAGCGGCGCGGAGCGGCGCGGUGCGGAGCGGAGCAUCAUCUGCGGGGGGGGAGUGUUCCGCUUCUGAUCACAAGAUGAGAACAAAAGGAAAAGAUGAGUUAGCAACUUAGAUAGAAGCAGGUGAAUGUAACACAGUGGUGAACGGCUGCAGCCUCCUCCUCCUCCUCCUCUUCUUCAGCCAUGCCGCUUGUCAUGCGCACGCUGCUGUUCGGCUUUGUUACGCUGCUGGUUCUGGUUCUGAUCAUUGAUGAUAUCGCACAAGUGGAGGAGGAAACAGCGAAUACUGGACAUUCAAAGCACUCGCAGAGGCCGAUGCCCAAACCACACAGAAAGGCUGCAGCUCAUGUGGAAACCACUGCUUUGACAAGUGUGAGCACAACGGAAAAUGGUCCCCGUCCCCGUCCAUCGUACAGGAACACUGCCAACCUCUCAUCAAGCACCUGGACCUUCAACAAGACCCUCUCCAACCUCAUCAGGCACAGUCCCAUUUCUCUACAGUCAUCUAUGAUGCAGGUCCUCGCUCUGCCAUAUUUAGUCUUCAGCUUGUGUUUUUGCAGGAAAAAUAUCCUGAGAUUCCUGGACCCAGAGAGAGACAUCUCGAUACUGAAGGGCACUCUGAAGCCAGGAGACGUCAUCCACUAUGUUUUUGAUCGACAUAGCACAACAACCAUCUCUGAAAACCUCUACCGUCUGUUGCCAGCUGUAUCUCCCAUGAAGAACCAACAUCAUGGACGUUGUGCCAUUGUGGGAAAUUCUGGGAUCCUUCUGAACAGCAGCUGUGGACCCGAGAUUGACUCGCAUGACUUUGUGAUCAGGUGUAAUCUGGCUCCAGUGGAGGAAUUCUCUCAGGAUGUGGGGACGCAGACCAACCUGGUGACCAUGAACCCCUCAGUGGUGCAGCGGGCCUUCCAGGACCUGGUCAGUAAAGAGUGGAGGGAUCGCUUCCUGCGUCGGCUGCAGAGCCUCCGUGGCAGCGUGCUGUGGAUCCCAGCCUUCAUGGCCAAGGGGGGGGAGGAGCGCGUGGAGUGGGCCCUCCGUCUCAUCCUGCUGCACACUGUGGACGUACGCACCGCCUUUCCCUCACUGCGCCUUCUCCAUGCUGUCAGAGGGUACUGGUUAACCAACGACGUCCACAUCAAGCGUCCGACCACAGGCCUCCUCAUGUACACGCUGGCCACUCGUUUCUGUGACGAGAUCCAUCUUUAUGGUUUCUGGCCCUUUUCGCUCGACCCCGAUGGGAAACCUGUGAAAUAUCACUACUACGAUACUCUGAAAUAUGAGUACACGUCCAGGUCGAGUCCACACACUAUGCCUUUAGAGUUCAGAACGCUGAGCACGUUGCAUAGACAGGGGGCGCUGCAGCUCCACACCGGCAGCUGUGGUGCAGACAGGAAACCUCAGGACUAACAGCAGGAAACCUCAGUCCUGAGUGGUCGACUGAGACGUUUCACUACUUUUAUAAAACGUGAACUAACUUCUCUUUUUGUCGAUUUCAAACUCAUUUCUCAUGAUGAAAUUUCUAUGGCAAAUAUUGCAGCCAGUUUUUGAAUAAGUACUCUGCGUUUUGUAAGAUUUAUGGAUAAAAGCCCAUAUUUCUGUUUUUAGAUUUGUUAUCAAACACUGUAAACUUUUUUUUUGUUUUAUUUUUUGUUUUUAUCCAGAAUGUCAGCGUUUAGAGCUCCUGAAUGUAAAAAGCUUAAUGUGAGUCAGCAUUUAAUCCAGGGACAGAAUUAAAUGUGGCUCAGCUUUUUAAAUCGUUUAACUUUAAUAUGAUGAUUUUUGUUAGAGCUGAUGAUACUGAUGAUACUGGUGAUACUGGUGAUACUGGUGAUACUGAUGAUA
This is a messenger RNA of Solea senegalensis (Senegalese sole), 2226 nucleotides long. It is a transcript of the gene st8sia2, whose product is annotated as ST8 alpha-N-acetyl-neuraminide alpha-2,8-sialyltransferase 2. The transcript is spliced from 5 exons. Gene Ontology annotation, molecular function: alpha-N-acetylneuraminate alpha-2,8-sialyltransferase activity. Gene Ontology annotation, biological process: N-glycan processing; oligosaccharide metabolic process. The record is from RefSeq and is a predicted model, not a curated record. Lineage: Eukaryota; Metazoa; Chordata; Actinopteri; Pleuronectiformes; Soleidae. The coding region runs from base 565 to 1791 and encodes 408 amino acids.